AUGCGCCACAGGCUUGCCGCAUUCCUUGAGGAUGAGAUUCUUGCUCGAUCCAGUACGCUCGCUCCCAAGGCGAUUGCAAACCUGAGCGGCUUGCUUUACGGCUGUGGUGUGCGCUGCGAGAAGAACAGGGCUGUGAUGCAGCUUCGGCAAAGUGCCAUGCAGAAGCUUCAAGCAUUCUCGGCAUCUGAGCUGGUGGAUCUGGCAUCCGGGCUGGCAAACUCGCGCGUCAUGGACGAAAGCUGUUUGCAGACUCUGCGAAAGAGAAUGGAUGCAGCGGCCAGCAGGGGUGAUUCCGACGCCGGAUGCUCUCGGCAGUUGGCUGCGCCUGCUGCGCCUGCUUGCGAAAGAGACUGGCCUUUGCCUUGUCCCGGCAUUCUGGCAGACUUGGAGACUGCAGUUGUCCUCUCGAAGCCACCGGGCUGGUCCUGUGCCACCUCGAUUUCCGGCAAAAGCCUGCUGGCAGAGGGUCGCAAGAGGCCUCCAACCAUCUCUCAUUUCUUGCAGCGCCUGGGUUGGGAGAGGCCCGUGUCGCAAGAUCCCUCUGUGGAUCACGGUCUUGUCCAUCGCAUAGACCUGGAGACAAGCGGUGCGUUGCUUGCUGCAAAGACAUUUCACAGCUACUGGCGCCUACGUUUGGACUUUUCCGCGCAGGAUGUUCGCAAGCGGUAUCUGGCUUUGGUCCACGGAUUUUUGCCACGGCAGUGGCAACGCCUUGACAUGCCCCUUCAACUACAGCGCAUUCCGCACUCCGACUCUUUACGGUCCGUUCGCUCCAAGUCAGUGGUCAACCAUGACUUCGGAAGGUCGGCCGAAACUGGAAUUCGAGCAAUUGCUCAUCUGCAUGGCAGAGGCGGAGGCCCGAUGUCACUGCUGCUUGCAGAGCCGCGGACUGGGCGAACUCAUCAAAUUCGCAGUCACGUCUCGCACAUCGGCCAUCCGAUUGUCGGGGACUCGCUCUAUGCUACGAGCGACGAGGUUGUUGACGACUCUUGCCAACGAGUCUUUCUCCAUUGCUUUGCACUCAACUUUCUGGAGCCCGUGGGCACGCACGACGACCGUGAGCCUUGCGCCGUUCCCCGUCGGUCUGUCACAGCUCCCUUGCCGGCAGACCUGAUUCAAGUCCUCCGGAGUAUGGCUCCGGCAGAUCGCAGAUCCACAGAGGCUCUCGAGGAGCUCGAAGAACCUUCGACCAGCUGGUCGCAGUGGCUGGAAAAAGAGCGACGCGAGUGA
Symbiodinium necroappetens is the source of this 1230-nucleotide messenger RNA. The record is from the annotation of a GenBank genome assembly. Lineage: Eukaryota; Dinophyceae; Suessiales; Symbiodiniaceae.